CGGUUAGUCUGCUAGUUGUGACCAUACAUAUAGAGUAUAGAGGGCGCUUGAGUACUUUGUACUUUGUACUUUGCAUGACAGCAAAAUGAGCUUGCGAUUCAGUCUGGCCCUGCUGCUGAUGGUUGCCAUGUCGCAGCUGAUGCAGCAGGUCGACGGCAGGAAGAAACUUUGCGGGGAUGCACUCAACGAGGCCCUUGACCUGAUUUGUGUUCAUGGAUUCUCACGUAGAUUCAGGCGCGACACGGACAGAAGCCCACGGAGCCCGGAGCAGGCAAUGCUGCGCAAGUGGCGCCUCUUGGCAUUGAGGCAACAGUUGGAUCGGCCUGAGGAACCUCACCCCCUGGACAUAAUCAACGAGGCUUCAGAUAAUGGCGAACUGCGUCGUCCACGUCGCAGGAUUACACAGGCGUGCUGCAAGGAUGGCUGCACCUACGAAGACAUCCUGGCUUACUGCGCCUAACGAGCAUCUUGAAGGCGAGAACACUUGACGAGAACCAAGAGGACAAUACACAAAAACCAAAAGCAAUUUGCAUUUUGCAAUUCAUUCACUUACACUUAAUCCCCAAAAUUUACAUUUAAUAAUAAUAUUAAUAAUAUUUCCCAAUGUCUUAUUGUAAU
Messenger RNA from Drosophila innubila, 618 nucleotides. It is a transcript of the gene Ilp4, whose product is annotated as probable insulin-like peptide 4. Gene Ontology annotation, biological process: adenylate cyclase-inhibiting G protein-coupled receptor signaling pathway. The coding region runs from base 86 to 460 and encodes 124 amino acids. Gene Ontology annotation, cellular component: extracellular region. The record is from RefSeq and is a predicted model, not a curated record. The transcript is spliced from 2 exons. NCBI's taxonomy places the organism in Eukaryota, Metazoa, Arthropoda, Insecta, Diptera, Drosophilidae. Gene Ontology annotation, molecular function: G protein-coupled receptor binding; hormone activity.